AUGAAGGGAGAUCAAGCAUCAAUUAUAAGUGGUGUAAUAGAAUUCAUCAAGGAAUUGCACCAAGUUGUUCAAUCUUUGGAGUCGAAAAAACGCCGAAAGAGUAGUAGUCUAAGCCCUAGCCCUGGACCUAGUCCAAUGCCCUUUCAAUUAAGUCCUCAACCAGACAGUCCACUAUUUGCAUGUAAUACUGAUCAGUUCAAGGAAGUUGGGACUUGUUGCAACUCUCCUCUUGCAGAUGUUGAAGCUAAGAUUUCGGGAUCCAACGUCAUCCUGCGAACGAUAUCCCGGAGAAUCCCGGGGCAAAUUGUGAAGAUAAUCAAUGUGUUGGAGAAACUUUCUUUUGAGAUUCUUCAUUUGAACAUCAGUAGCAUGGAAGACACUGUCCUAUACUCUUUUGUCAUAAAGAUUGGACUUGAAUGUCAAGUGAGUGUGGAGGAACUAGCCCUUGAAGUUCAACAAAGCUUCUGCUCCGAAGCAGUUUGUGUUAAGGGAGAUACAGAAAAUCCAUUACAAGUGUUCUAA
Messenger RNA from Fraxinus pennsylvanica, 522 nucleotides. The record is from the annotation of a GenBank genome assembly. Lineage: Eukaryota; Viridiplantae; Streptophyta; Magnoliopsida; Lamiales; Oleaceae.